CAAAACUCAGCUGCGGUCAACCGAUCGCGUUUCACACCUUAUAGGCGUUAAAUCAACGUCGUUUAGGGGACAAACAGCCCCUAAGAACUUUUUUAAUUCUUUUCUUCAAUCUUUUUUGAACUGUUAUAAUUGUAUUGAUUUUGUCGAGGUUUAUUUUUUCACUUGUGUGGUUGCUAAUCAUGGAGUUGUAAAGAUGGCGUCCGUUGAAUUUCGAGUCUCACCUUCGCCAAAAGGGGCGACCUUUAGGUCUAAAACGUUAUUUUCUCUCUGGGGGGUAAAUGUCACAGGAAAUUUCAGAGAACAUGGACAGGAAAACCGGUAACCGCACCUCAUCAGUACCACCAAAAGGAAACGGAAAUGAAAACAAAAAAUCUGACAGUGGCUCUCAGAAACAGUAUUCGAGAACACCAAAGAAGCAUGAGGGAUACAGUAAUAGAUCCCAGAAUGAACAAGGGGUGCGAAGGCCAACUCCGCAGAAAAGUCGGGGGAUGGAGGAUAAACGCCCUAGAUCCCGUGGGACCUACAGGGAAAGAGAAAACCUGAGUGAUCAGUACCAAGACUACGACAAUGUCUUGAAUUCCCGUCGAAAGGUGAACCUGAACCACCUGCUGAACUUCAGCUAUAGUGAACCAGAACGUCGUCAUGGUGAUGGUUAUGGGGUUUCUUCACACAGGUCUCGAGUCAGGAGUCUCCGAUACAACAAAGAACAGUUUCUACAGGCUAAUUGCCAGUUUGUUGUGAAUCGGAAGGCGGACUACACAAUACACAAUCAUAACCCUGAUACAUUGGUGGACUGGGAUUCUGUUGAACUAAUUAGAGUCCAGAGCUCUGAGAAGUCGUCCUGUCCUAUAUGUCUGCAAGCACCUAUCGCUGCCAAGAUGACAAGGUGCGGUCACAUCUACUGCUGGGCCUGUAUCCUGCAUUACCUUGCCCUGGGGGAAAAGACUUGGCGGAAGUGUCCUAUCUGUUACGAGUCUAUACAUGACAAGGAUCUCCGCAGUGUUGAGAGCAAGGAGGUUCACCAGUACAAGGUAGGGGAGACAAUCACACUACGGUUGAUGAGGCGUCAGAAGGGAAACGUUUAUGCCCUACCAAAGUUCUGUAAGGAUAAAGAGCUUGGCAAAUUCUUCUCGGUUCAAGAUUCGGACCAGAAGACACGGUACAUGAAGAUACUUCUGGCUUCUGAGGAAGAGAUCAGAAAGCGAGUACUAUUGGUUGAGAGGACUGCCCUUGAGACCCAGAAAGUGGAUGCCGAGGACUCGGAGAUGCCUUUUAUUGAUGGUGCUCUUGCAAUGCUUAAGGCGAGAGAAGAGAUUAACCAGGGCAUGAUGUCUGCGAAAGUAAAGACAUCAAAGGCUAGGAAAUCUGAAAGUGAGAGUAUUGAAACCCCAGAAAAACCAUCGCAAGAUAAAAAGGCUACAAAAAUAUACAAAUCUGCAUUCUCUGACGAGGAAGAUGAAACUGCAGAUGAAGAAAAUAAGGAGAGAAGCUCAUCUGACGGCAGUUUAGAAUCCCCGAAAGGUUCACCACACUCAGAAAAAAGAAGCAGUGGAUCGUCGAUGGACAUUCCUUCUGUAGAUGUGUCCAACAAUUCUGUUCUUCAAGUAUUGCCCGAAAUGUCUGGAUCCCCUGAGAAUCCGUGCACAGCAUUGGCCCCAGGGGUGCUGGCUGACACUAUGCCAGCAGAGGAGGCCGCGGAACAUCUGGAGAUGCCAGCUCACCCAGAUGUAGUAUCUCCCAGUAGUAGAGACAGUGUUGAUAAUGCAUUCUACUUCUACCAGGCGGAGGAUGGACAGCAUAUUUACAUGCAUGCCCUGAAUGCCCGCUGUUUGGUGAAGGAGUACGGUGCCCUUCAGCAUUGUCCUGAUACCAUCACUGCUACCAUUGUGGAAAUGGAGAACAUCUUCAUGACAGAGGAUCUACGAAAAAGGCUGCGGUACCUGGGACAUCUGCCGCUCACCUGUGAGUUCCAGGUGGCUGAGCUAGCAAUCAAGCCCCCAGUCCUGUCUAAGGAUACACUGAAAUUCUUUUCAGAGGACAUAGAAAAACGCCGCCGCACCAGACAGAGGAAGCACAGAGAGGAGAAACGCCGGUCCAAAAAAAUCCAGGACGAUGAAAAGAAAAAGAUGGGCAUAACUCCUGGAAUGACCAUUGUGCAUAGUCAGUUUGUACCCGGGGUGAUGUCAGAAAAUCGACCGUCUUCACCAGCAGCCCGUAGUGACGACAGUAAUGCAUCCUCCUUGGCGUACUCCCCACUAAACAGUCCAGCCAGUGGAUCGUACCUGAACCCCCUGAGUCCAGAUUUUCACCCUCAUACCGAGGACACAGAGGUGGAUGGUGACCAGACAACCAAUGUAUCAUUUGCCCAGAUGUUAAAGGCUGGAAAGCGCCAGGUGCCGGUGUGGCCAAAGGCAGCAAGAGGCAGGGGACCCAGCACCUGUCCGUGGGAUUCUGAAGACAAGGUACCCGUCCCGGAGUACCACAACUCCUUCGGGGAUGCUUUUCAGACCGCCCUCGACAAUCUGAACCAACUUCCACCAAAAGGUGAUGUAGAAGCUACUCCACCACAGCCUACCUCCAGUGAUAAGAAGAAAAAGAAACAGAAGAAACUACUUCUAUUCUCAACAUCUAUGGCUCGUGGAGGCAAGUAGGCCUUAUGAACGGCGAUAAUAGCAGGAUUUGUCCACUGCCAAUGUAUGACUGCCCUAGCGAUAGAGCAAGAGCACAAGUUACACAAACAACAACGUUGAGAAGUGAAAAUCGAUUGAGUCUCGCAGAAAAAGUUUUGACUUAUUGUUGGAGUAGUUUGAAGAUUUUGAGAAAAUGUAUGUUUCAUGAUUAGUUGUAAUUCAGAAAUUGUGAUGAAAUAACUUUAAAAAUCUGAUAUGGACAUUUGGAUGCAUGCUGUAGAUGGGUAAGGUGAUGGUAUUGUGUAUUCCUGUAAUGUAUGCUAAACUUGUGCUAUAACCCUUCUAUCCAUGGACUUUAGAGUCAGCAGAUGCUGAUUGACUGAUGGAAGAUAUUCUGAUUGGUCAGUACUCUAUAUGAAUAAAUAUCUUGUUAUUAUUUAUUGCUGCUUUUCAACUAUAAUUCAUUUUUGCACAUGCUUUGACAGAGUUGUCCUCACAGCUGAAAAUAUGAUUAAAAACAAAUCAAAAGCAGCAAAAAGUUCACAUGUACAUUUUAAUACGAGUUUGAAAACUUCUUUGAAAUGAGUCCGGCAUUGAAUUAUAAUGAUAUAAUCACAUGGAUACAUUUGUAACUAAAAAAGUUAAUAAAUAAUUUAUAUUGAUAUGAAAACCAUACCUGGGUAGCUAUGAAUCAAAUACUUAAAAGCUAUGUUUUCCAUAGUUAAUUCAAGCAUAGACAAUUUAUGUGCAUUAUUGAUAGGUUGAAUGGUUAAGGAUGUUGAUAUUUGAUGACUAUUCAUGUGAGAUUAGGUUAUGCUUGGUGUGAUGUUUAAUCUAUUAAAGCUACUGCCAGCCUGUCUAGACUAAACCUUCCUGUUUAGAAUUAUUUUGUCUAAGAAUUUUUUAGGCCUACUUUUUAACAUUUUCAUCUCCAACUGUCACUUGUUAAUUGUGCUGUAGAAAUUGAUACAGAUUACAACAGGAUUUUCAGAUUUGAUCACUGAAUGUCUGCCUCGUUGAUUAUUAUAGUAAUUUAAUUGUUAUAUCAAUAUCUGUAAACUUUGGUUUAACAGCACUGGUUUUUAUGUUGUUAUUGUUGUUAGUUUUUACUCCAGCAUUCAGAACAAGCACUACAAGUUGGAAAUGACAUGUAAAUGUGAUGUAUGUCAAAUAAUAACAUAUGUCGAGUAAUGACAUGUUAAUAUGAUGUAUGUCAUAAUGACAUAUGUUAAGUAAGGACAAGUUAAUAUGACGUAUGUUGAGCAAUGUCAUGUUGUAUAAUGACGUAUAUCAAAUAAUGACGUAUGUCAAAUAAUGGCGUAUGUCGAGUAAUGAUGUAUGUCAAAUAAUUACGUAUGUUGUCAAAUAAUGACAUAGUUAUGAUGAGUAAGGUCAUGCUAUUUCUAUGUCUACUUAACAUAUUCAAACUUAUAUGUAAACACAGUUCUGAAUGAACAACAGGAGUUCGUCUGUUGCUCAAUAAGGAAUAAUUCUAUUUUCUCAAACUUUUGAAUUGACCAUUCAGUGAUUCAUCCUUACAUCUAGAUUGACAUUCAAAUUUUUUCGCAUCAAACAAUGCUGCCAAUAUCCGCAACCUACAGCAAUGUUCACUUGAUAACGAAAAUCUGUUACUUUUCUGAGUAAGACAAUUAAAUAUGUAUAACUUUGAUACGUGAAAUUUGAACAUCACAAAUUUAGGAGUUUGUGGAAUAAAUUAUGAGAGUUUGACCAUGUUAAGUAUUGAUGUGAAUAAACUAUUUUGUAUUAUCAAACAAUUGUAUACCUUGCUCAGACAUUGGCAAAAUUUUCAUUUUAUUACGUCCACUGUUGUUUGCGAAUUAAAUGUAACCGCCAAAGUAAAGAUUGUUAGCAGGGAAGUCAUUUUAUUACAAGGCUUCAGUCAGAUUGUGGGAUAGUUAACUUGAUAAAGCUCAUUUUUCUCUUUGUAGAAGUAAUGCAUGUACCCAUCCAAGAAUUGUGAAUUGAUUUGCCUGCAAGUUAGGAUAUCAACUGUUUCAUAUUGUUGAAAAUCUUUGUUCUAUGUCUUGCAAGACAAGAAUUAUUUGUCCAUUGGUAUCUACAUUGGUAACAGGAGUUUGUCUGUUACUCAAUACGUCAUCACUUUGUAUGGAAUUCCAGUCAUUCUAUCCAUGUAACCCUGCUCUAGUUUGUUGUUUAACUGCCCUUCCUGUAUUUCAUCGCUGAGUUUAUUAAUAAAAAAUCUAAACUUCA
Molecule: messenger RNA, 4862 nt
Organism: Pecten maximus
Lineage: Eukaryota; Metazoa; Mollusca; Bivalvia; Pectinida; Pectinidae
Product: RING finger protein 10-like
Exons: 18
Coding region: 279-2651 (790 amino acids)
Biological process (GO): positive regulation of transcription by RNA polymerase II
Molecular function (GO): metal ion binding; transcription cis-regulatory region binding
Source: RefSeq, a predicted model, not a curated record